CUUUCCCAGACUUCGCUAGUAGCGUAUGAGGUAUCUUGAUCAUGCCUGCCCCCCGCCCGUAUCGAUGAUAGUGUAAGAUUUUUAUCCUCAGGUUCAGUUUAAUCCAAUAGGGCAGCUCUGCUUUUACCUGCACUGUCACGAGCUUUCUUGAAUCCUUUCCGCUCGUUAGUGCUUGUUUUUCGGUAAUAUCAUGGCCGGGUCUGUGCUUGAUUGGAUCUCGUUCUCUGGAAUGGAUGUCUCAUCUCGCACGGUGUCGACUUGAUCUCCCGCAAGCGACAGCACUGCUAUCGGCAAGGAUCUUUUUCCUGGCUGGUUCUUUCAUCUUAACAUCUCCCAAUUUCAUUGCGUUAGUGCGGUCAUAGAAAUGGUGCGCAUUUUUCUUUGACUAUUCCAGUCUGGCCAAGAGACACGACUAUAGAAAUUCACAAAGGUUAAGGUAGUCAAAAAACUCAGAACAAAUCUCUUCUUGAGGAGCAGGGAACACCUGCGCACAUAAGUAACUUUUCAGGCUGGAUAGAGCCAUCAAGAAUGGAACCAUAUUUCAUCUAGCAAGUAGCUGCAGAAGUGGCGUUAAUAUACUGGUGUUUGUUUUUUCACCAUGAACUUCUUUAUACGAAUUUCUGCCAGGAAGAAGUAGUACUUCACAAAUUACAAUUCUAAGUAUACAACAAUCGUGGUCUUGCUGGACGUAAGCGAAGAGCAAAGUCCUUGAAUCAAUUAUACGCGACAAUCCUCCACUCGCGCCGUGUUUGCGCUGGACGACCAGAGUUAUCAACAUUUCUACCCCGACACACCUUUCAUCGGUCGAGCCCAGACUUUCUGCUUCGUGGUUCAUCUCGUCUUUACAACUUCAUCGUCUCAGGAAGUCACCCUCAGUACGAGCAGGUUCGACGAAAUAGACUUGUUGCGGAAAAAGAGCGGGAGGGGCACAAGCGGAAAAGCAACAAUCAUCAACCACCGGCAGUUAUUUUCAAACAAGUAAGCGGAAGCACGACACACGCAGUACAGAAGAGGAACUGAAGAAACCAGCACCGGAGAAAAACAAGAACCACCGAAAAUGAGGCAAGUGGCGCCGCCCACCCGGCUGACGUACGAUCGGCCGAUCAAGCGGCUGGCUGUGACGGUGGACUCGGCCUGGGAUCUGAAGGCGCCGGAGCACAGUAUGGCCGAUGAGCAGGCCUUCAACCCCUACGUGGAGCUCUACUUCGGCCACCGCCAGGUCGAGACGCAGGUGGCGAGCAAGGUGCGGUGUGUGACCAUCAACACGGUAGACCCUAGUCCCCGGUCCGCCACGCUGAUGGGGCGGUUGUUCGGGCAUCUAAUGCCCAAGUCCCGGGGCAGCAACCCGAGCUCGGAGGAACUCAAGCCUCGGUCGGUGGUGGUCCGGUUCGGCGAACGGUUCGUACUGGAGUAUUUGCAGGAACCGAUCGACUUGCGCUGCGUGGUGCGCACCGACACGGAGAGCGCGCGCAACCCGGUGAUCGGGUCCGCGGUGUAUCACGUGCUGCAGCGCACCAGAGCGGGUAUCAGCACCACGAUCGACUUCGCGCUUCAAAAAGACCCGACCGUAGGGGGCUCUUUAGGUGGGGGAGGUGGGAACAACAAAACCACCAACACCUCCUUCAGUCGCGUGCUCGGGAGCGGGGGCAGCCACAACAGCACAAGCAGCCGGAUCUCGGACCACGUCGUGCGGGUGGUCACGCACGACGCCACGGUCGCGCCGCCGACGGACCUGCCGGGGGAGAUGGGCACCGGAGCAGCAGGUGCAGCGACGUCCUUGUCUCCUGCGCAGCGCCUGCCCGAUCGGGGGCUCAGUAGUAGAGGCGAUCAGGAUGACGAUUUUGUUCAAUCGGAGAUAGUACAACAACAGCCAACCUCCAAUUUUGACGAUUUUCUCCCGGAUCUACCAGAGCAAGAGGUAUUGCUACAGGCGCCACUCAGCGCAGCCUCCUCCCGGUCCUCGCAGCCCGAGCAGGUGCGUAAACAACUUGCCCUCCCGCUGGGGAGGAGGAGCAACGACAGUCUGGCGAGCGGCGGAGCUGCUACAAAUAAUACCUUGCUGCGCCGGACGAGCACCGGGGGCGGCAGCAAUCACGGAGCAGCUACGAGUAGUGCAACGAUGCGGCGCACAAACAGCCAGCACCAGGUGUUAUUCAACCGCGACAAUAUGGAUUUCGCCAACAACGAGGGGUUUCUGCGCGUCACGAUCGAAUUUCUGGAGAAAGAGGACGACAUUUUGACCAAGGAGCAGUUUUGGGCGGCGCUGGAGCAGAAUUUCAACAGCGCCGGGACCUACCAAAUCGGGCACGAGGAGCGUGCGGCGCGCAUGUCCAGCCGGGUGUUCAAUCAGGAGGAAGCGGAGGCGCGGCGCAGCUUCCGCCAGUUCAUCCCAGCAAAGCGAAACAAAAUCAAGCCGCAGCACGGCCACACCAUCCCGCACUGCGGCGUCCUCGAGCCCCGGCUGCGCGUGCGGUCGGACCUCGACGGGGUUGGGAUCGUGCUCGGGUGGGUCACCGAGAACAACGAGGUGGUCCGAGGCUUGUGCAGCGAAGAGACCUUUCUCUACGUCGCGCCGGGCUACGUGCGCGUGGCGUUCGACAACGAGGCCUACCACCGGGACAUGAUCGCAAACGUGAAAAUCAACACGCUGAAAUGGGAGUUGCCCCACCUCCAGGGUGGGGACGAGAUGUUCCGAUCGAAUUCCGCGGAGGACACGGCAACUUCCAGCGGCAAGAAGUCCCAAGAUCUGAUGGUGCCGGAACAAACGAACAACGAGCGGGGCGCUGACCAGGAUCAACAAGAAGUACUCGCGAACGGACGAGCUGGAAAUGGUGCGGAGUAUGAUCAUGUUCAAGGCGAACACGUCAACGACUUAAAUGAGGAGAUGUUAGAUGGUGGAAUACAACAGUAUGGGACCACAACAGCGAUGGAGUCGUCCACGUCAGACCGGUUCUCGAAAAAUUCGGGGAACGGCGUGCUCAUGUCCUACGCGUCCUCCUCCGCCGCGGACGAGUAUGGCUCGAACGGGAAGCAAGGGGCGGUUGUUUUCGGGACGAACAAUAAGGACGAGAAGUCGGCGGAGCAGCAAGGGCCGUUUUCAACAUCUGCCAAUGUCCUAGAUGUGAAGCGAGUUCCGGUGGAGUCGCGAUUUUCUGGUGGAGAAGAAGACGAGCUCGCGGAGGAAGUCACGCAAUACCCGGCUACUUCUACCGGAGUAGAAGUUCCUCAGCAAAGGAGCCCCAACACCGGAGGAACCUCCAGCGCGUCUCCGAUAACCAGAACAAAUUCGCCGACCGCGUACCCGCUACUGCCGCAGGGGGAGAACGCCGUGGCCAUCGGCCGUUUCGUCCGUGUCCGCAAGGGCGUUCGGCCGAUGCGGGGGUGGGGCAGCGUGAGCGUGAACGACAUCGGGCUGUGCGUGCAGUUACGCGCCAGGCUCGCGACCGUGACGUUUGCGCACCAGCGCAUGUGGCGCGCGUUCGUCGACGAGCUGGAAUGCGUGGAGGUGGCGAAGAUCAUUUGUCUGCGGGAGCUGCAAAACAACCGCGGCAUCACCAUCCCGCGGGGCGCGCAAGCGGGAGUGGUGUCGCGGCACCCACAGCCGAACGCCGAGCCGCCGUUCGUGGAGCUGCUCGCGAUGGUGUGCGACAGCGGGGUCGAGGAGCUCGAGGGCCAGGUGCUCACGGUAUCCACAGAGGACGAAGGAACGCUGUACGUGAAGAUGGUGGAGCCGCGGCGGAGCUCCAUCCUCGUAGAUCCGCUGGAACUCGCCACCCGCGAGGACCUGCGGCAGCGGGCGCUGCAGGAAUCGCCGCCUUACUCGAUGCUCAGCUCCGGGGGCGGCGGGCUGGACUACAGCGGCGGCUAUUUCCAGGAGAUGUACCGCACCGCGUCGGUGACCGGGCAGCAAAGCGGUUAUUUGGGCGGCGCAGCUGCAACUCACGAGAACAACAAGCGCCGGCGCGAGUCGUUCGAGGACGGCGUGGCGGUGCCGCGCCCGAUGAGCAGCAUGACGGACGGCUCAACCAACGGCGGGGCGGCGGCGAGUAGUAGUGCAGCAAAUAGGGAUCAUAUAAUGUUCGCCCGUGCAGAGAUAGAACCGGCAAACCCAGCGCAGCAGAUGAUACAUCCUUCGUCUGCGGAGUUUCUGGGUCGCGUCUCCGUCGAGGACGGCGACUUGCGCCGCGUCGCGUCGCGGCGGUCGCGCGCCUCGCUGCGCACACCCAGCUUCCCGGCCACGGAGGAGGAGCGGUUCGCGAAGAAGAUGCAGAUCGCGCAGAAAGCGGAGCAGGGGGAGCGGCUGGCGCGGGCGCCGUCCAGCGUGGUCGUCUCCGGAAGCCAAAAUGCCGGCGCGUCCGCGAGCAACCGCGCGACGGUCAACCCCCGGUCGCAUCGGAGUGUGAAGAAGCUGAACGACGCGCGGGCCACGAACCGCGACUUGAUUCGGUCCGACCCCGAGAAGUGGUGCGCGCAGUUCUGGAUGACCAAGCCGCGAUCGGGGCACAACAAAUUCGCCGCUCCGGACGGCGAGGAAAAGCAGCUGUCCCUCGAGGAGGCGCGGUCCGCCAUCCUGAAGACCUUCCACGUGGAGAAGUUUCAGCGCAGCGCGCUGAAGCGGCUGCUGACCCGACGGUGGGUGUGGCCGCUGAGCAAGCAAGAUCUACUGACCCACGGCCAGCUCGCCGAGGGGGACCAAGCCUGCUUGAUCAACGUACACACGCUGGAGGUCACCCUCGACGAGAAAGUGCUGACGCACGAGGGCCAGCAGGUGAAGAUCCUGGGCCGCGUGGACGACAAGUACGCCAUCGAGCUGGAGGUGGGCAGUCCGCUGAUCCUGGUGAAGCGCGAGAACCUGGACACCACCCGGGUGCUCGCCCUGGCCGAGACCCCGCCGCCGGGCCAGAUCCGCGUCAAGGGCGCGGGCGGCGCGGGGAUCCCCUGCAACGGGGACUACCAGCCCAGCGGCAGCUACCGCGACCACCCCAUGUACAAGAACGAGAGCGGCGCGAUCAUCUACUGGGCGGGGUUCUGGAAGAUGAACUACACGGACCAGGUGACCGGGUGGUACUACGCCCACGACAAGUCCCACGGUAUGGCCACGCCCCCGGAGGGCCAGUGGUCCAACUACGGCUACAACGGCCGGCGCGCGUUCCCCUGCCCCUUCCUGUCCCGCGGGAACCUCCCCUUCCCGCGGCCCACCGAGAAGCUCCAGGUCGGCAACCGCUGCGUGCUCGCCGUGACGGAGCGCGAGUCGGUCACGUCCAGCGUGAACACGAAGAUCGUUGCCGUGUCGCCGGUCCUGACGGAGUCCUCCGUCGGCGAGGUCGUGCGGCGGGACGAGGACGACCGGCUGCUGGUUCGGAAUUUGCAAACCGGCCUGUCCGCCUGGCACAGCCCGGAGGCCGUGCACCACCUGGAGGGCAUGACGCACAGCGAGAUGCUCGCGCGCAAUUUCGCCGGCGGGACGCGCGAAACCUUCAUCGCCUGGGUCAUCGACAACUUUACGACCUUUGUUUUGGUUGAAGACGAAAACAAGACCACUGGUCUCGAAAACGCAAACGACGCGGGGCUGACCGCGAUCGAAACGACAGUGUCCCGGACAAAAGUACUAGAUAACGGCAAAACGCGACGAGUCGGGUCGGUGGUCAGCGAAAAAACGGAGGAGGACUUAUUAGCCGCAGGCGACGUCGCAGCUGGUGUAAUAGCAGACGGAACUACGUCACCUUCAAGGGACCUCCGAGCAGACGUCGGAGACGGCGGCGCGGGCAUAAACCAGUUCGCAUUCGUCGAUGGGGAGGAGGAGGUCACGCACUUCGAGCGCGUCUGCGUGCAGGAGGCCAUCGACGAGAUCGACAAGAUUCGCAAGCGGUUCGGCUGGCCGCUGCUGAAGGACCGGCCGAAACCGGCCGAGGGGUGCCCGGAGCUGGUGUUCUCGCGGCCGGAGACCGGGGACUUUGACUCCACCAUGAGUCUGCUGCUGGACACGUUCGCGCGGAUCGGCACGCGCAGUGGUGAGUUCUGGACCCGCGGGUUCACCAUCAAAUUUCGCCAGGACCGGGGUAUCGACUGGGGCGCGGUCACCAAGUCCUGGGCCAACCUGCUCUGCGCCCAGAUCUUCCACCCGGAUUCCGGGCUGCUCACCAGCGGACUCUCGCCCUCGGUGGAAAACUCCACGGAGGACCUCAAGUGCAGCGGCUUCUUCCUGCCGGACUGGGCGGCACUCCGACUCGGCCGGGAGCCGGGCAUGACCAAGGUGUGGUACGAGUUUUUGGGCAGGUUUUUGGCCUACUGCCUGUACAUGAACUGCCGCGUGGAAGCGGUGCUCGGCGGCUAUGUGUACAGCUGCCUGCUCUGCGACAUGGAAGUGGACGAAAGUUGUACUAGCAACGCCGCACAUGCUAAUGCUUUGAAUCCUUCUGCGGGAAACAAGAAAGGAGUACCACAGCAGCAACAGCAACUUCGUCCGGACGCUAUCAUCCGCCCCGUGAAAGAACCCACUGCGUUUAAUGUCGCGCAAAAGAACCGGCGAAGUUCCGCGCCGUCCAGGAGAAUACCAACGACGAACUUUUUUUCUGCCCCAACGAGGUACGAGAUGGUGCUUCCUGCUGGAAGUGGUAGCAACAAGCAGCAGCUGUUCGGCCCGGUGUGGAAGAGUGUGUACGAUUGCGUGGACGACUUGCGCACCCUGGACCCGGUGAAGGCCAAGGGCUUGAUGGACUUGCUGGAGUACCCCGACGCGGACGACGUGGAGCUGGUGUUUUGCCUCGAUUUUUCCGUGUCCUACAAGUUCAUGGGCGAGGAAAUUCUAUUUCUCCUCUGCCCCGCGGGCGACGACCGCCCGGUCACGGGCGAGAACCGGCAGGAGUACGUGUUUCUGCUGUGCCAAUUCCUGUUGAAGGCGUCCUGCCACUUCGCCUUGUCCAGCUUCGUGCGGGGGUUCCGGUCGGUGCUGCCAAGGAAGUGCAUAAGAAUGCUCAGCCCCAAGUUGCUGGAAGGUAAGUGAAUGUGGUAUGAUAAUGGAAUUGAUUGCGUUUCGUCGCUCUUCCGCUAAAAGUGCUUCCCUGGAAUACCUUUAGGCUGUUUUGACAGAUUUAUGAUUCCGGUUCCUAUGGUAAUUUCCAUCAAUCAUUUUAUCCCCUCUCCAUACUAAACACUAGGUCUUCUGUGCGGGCAGAGCGACGUGCGCGACCGCGACUGGGCGGAACUUCGGGAUUGCGUGGUGGUGUCCCUGGAGGGCACGCUGAUGCAGGACAGCGGCAAGGCCGCCGAGCUGAAGGAAACGCUGAUCAGCAACUGGUUCUUUUCCAUUCUGUACGAAUUGGAGCCCAAGGCGCGACAGCAACUCCUCAACUUUUGGAUCGGGACCACACGGGUCCCUGCGGUCGGGUUCCGCGGCCUCCACCCCGUGAUCAACCUUUCCCUAACCACCAGCCUGUUGAAAGAGAACCUGCCGCAGACGCACAUCUGCUUCCACAAGCUCGACCUGCCGGUGUACGACUCAAAGGAACAAAUGAAGGCGAAACUCGUGCAAGCCAUCGAACUCGCCGGCGCGGCGGUGUCGAUGGAGUAGAAGGCAGUGAGCAUGUUCUUGAGUUGUAGUAUGCUCUUUGAUACUGACAGAAACAAACAUAGCAGUGGAAGUUGUUUGUCAUCAGGCUGUUUGUGGAUUUUUUGUGAAAUAUAGCAAAGCCUCA
Molecule: messenger RNA, 7694 nt
Organism: Amoebophrya sp. A120
Lineage: Eukaryota; Dinophyceae; Syndiniales; Amoebophryaceae
Source: the annotation of a GenBank genome assembly